This is a messenger RNA of Pseudomassariella vexata, 1122 nucleotides long. RefSeq names its product saccharopine dehydrogenase. Bases 1 to 1122 code for a protein of 373 amino acids. The record is from RefSeq and is a predicted model, not a curated record. Gene Ontology annotation, cellular component: cytoplasm. The transcript has 3 exons. NCBI's taxonomy places the organism in Eukaryota, Fungi, Ascomycota, Sordariomycetes, Amphisphaeriales, Pseudomassariaceae. Gene Ontology annotation, molecular function: saccharopine dehydrogenase (NAD+, L-lysine-forming) activity.
AUGGCACCGACCGUCCUCCACCUGCGCUCUGAAGACAAGCCGCUCGAGCACCGCAGCGCGCUGACACCCACGACGGCCAAGGCGCUCAUUGACGCCGGUUACACAGUCAAUGUCGAGAAAAGUCCCGUCCGCAUCUUCAACGAUGCCGAGUUCGAGAAAAUUGGCGCCACCUUGGUUCCCACGGGCAGCUGGCGCGAGGCAGACAAGAGCCAUAUCAUUGUUGGACUGAAGGAGCUUCCCGAGGAGACCUUUCCCCUUAAGCACGUCCACGUCCAGUUCAGUCACUGCUACAAGGGUCAGGCGGGCUGGGAGACGGUCCUCGCCCGCUUUCCCCGCGGCGGUGGUACGCUCCUCGAUCUCGAGUUUCUGCAAGAUCCGUCGUCAGGUCGCCGCGUAGCCGCCUUCGGAUACAGCGCUGGCUUCAGCGGCAGUGCUCUGGCGCUCAAGAACUGGGCCUGGCAAUUGACGAACCCAGGCAAGCCCCUGCCUGGCGUCGAGAGCUACCCCAACGAAGACGAGCUCAUCGCCGACAUCAAGAAGGACCUUGCCGCAGGCCAGGCCAAAGUGGGCCGGUUACCGAGAAUCAUCGUGAUUGGAGCUCUGGGACGAUGUGGACGAGGCGCCGUCGACAUGGCACUCAAGGCGGGUGUGCCUGAGGACCACAUCCUCAAGUGGGACAUGGCCGAAACGGCCAAGGGUGGGCCAUUUAAGGAGAUUACCGAGAGCGAUAUCUUUGUCAACUGCAUAUAUUUGAGCUCCAAGAUCCCUCACUUUGUCGACCUCGAAAGCUUGAACACGCCUGGCAGAAAACUGAGCGUUGUUUGCGAUGUCUCGGCUGACACUACUAACCCGAACAAUCCGAUCCCCAUCUACACCAUAGCCACCACUUUCAAAGAGCCCACAGUCCCCGUCGAGGGUUUGUCAGACCCCCCUGUGAGUGUCAUCAGCAUCGACCACCUGCCGAGUCUCCUGCCCAGAGAGUCGUCAGAAGCCUUUAGUGGCGAUCUGCUGCCGUACCUGCUCAAGCUGAACGACUGGCAAAACGACCCAGUCUGGGCUGGUGCCGAGAAGCUGUUCAAGGAGAAGGUGGCAACCCUCCCCAAGGAGGCGUUGGAAGCAUGA